This is a messenger RNA of Drosophila eugracilis, 2075 nucleotides long. Its product is annotated as cytosol aminopeptidase. The record is from RefSeq and is a predicted model, not a curated record. Gene Ontology annotation, biological process: proteolysis. The coding region runs from base 204 to 1835 and encodes 543 amino acids. The transcript has a single exon. NCBI's taxonomy places the organism in Eukaryota, Metazoa, Arthropoda, Insecta, Diptera, Drosophilidae. Gene Ontology annotation, molecular function: metalloaminopeptidase activity; manganese ion binding. Gene Ontology annotation, cellular component: cytoplasm.
AGAGAAUGUCAUGUCAAAAGUAGUUGGCUUUCCAAACAGUGUCCGGAAUUACCUUGUUAGUCUACCCUUUAGCCUAACGGAGGAACACACUUUCAUCUGUCUUUCCAAAAUUGUUAGGAACAACUAGAUCAAAAAUUAAAAACUAUCCCUCUCCUCCUCCACUAAAAAUCUGACCGGACCCACAAGGUCGGACUAACCCAGAAAUGGCAACCAUUCGCAUGAUGAGCGUCUUAACCCGCAAUCGCAGCUUCUAUAGAAAAGCACAAGGCAUGUGGAAGGCAUGUGAUCUGCUAACAAACCAUCGAUUCCAAAUCUUGAGAGGAUUGGCUUCAAUAGCGGACAAGUGCGAUGGCAGGGCAGUCAUCAAGGGUGUGGUUGUGGGCGUUUACUCUAAGGAGGGCGAUGGCAAGGAAGUCAAGAUGACGUCCAGCGGCGAGAAGUUUGACGACCGAACUCAGGGUAAGGUAUCGGAACUGCUGCGCGAAACUGGCAUCAAGGGUGACCUCGGCAAGGGUAAGGUCUUUAUGAACGUGGAUGCCGAAUUCCGAGCUGUGGCUGUGGUGGGUCUGGGUCAAGAGGGCGCCGGCUUUAAUGACUUGGAGAACAUUGACGAGGGCAUGGAGAAUGCUCGCGUGGCUGCCGGCGUGGGAGCUCGAGCCCUGCAGCUACAGGGUUGCACGGAGGUCUUUGUGGACUCCAUGGAGUAUCCGGAACAGGCGGCGGAGGGCAGUGCUCUGGCCAUCUGGCGUUACAAUAGCAAUAAACGCAAACAGGAUCGAACUCAUAUACCCAAGCUGGAUCUCUAUGACUCGCCGGAUGUGGAUGCCUGGACGAGGGGUCUUUUCAAGGCGGAAUCUCAAAACUUGGCCAGAAGAUUAAGCGAUUCCCCGGCUAAUCAAAUGACUCCCACGAUAUUCGCCCAGUCCGCUGUGGAUGCCCUAUGUCCUUGCGGUGUUUCUGUUGAGGUGCGCUCUAUGGAUUGGAUAGAAGCUAACCAUCUCAACUCGUUUCUGAUGAUAGCAAAGGGAAGCUGUGAGCCACCAGUGGUCCUGGAGGUCAGCUACUGUGGCACUGCGCCCGAGGAUAGACCCAUAUUGUUGUUGGGCAAGGGAUUAACCUACAACAGUGGAGGUUUAUGUCUGCGGCCAAAGAAUUGCCUUCACAUGUACCGAGGAUGCAUGGCUGGAGCGGCGGUUUGUGUGGCCGCCGUUCGAGCUGCAGCUGCUCUUUCCCUGCCCGUCAACAUCUCGGCUGUACUGCCGCUCUGUGAGAAUAUGCCUUCCGGAAUGGCAGUGAAGCCGGGGGAUGUGGUCACCCUGUUGAAUGGCAAGACUAUGGGCAUCGUAGAUGUGAGCAAAGCAGGCACCGUUGUCAUGGCUGAUCCUUUGCUCUUCGCUCAGACCACCUAUAAGCCGCGUCUGGUGGUUGACGUGGCCACUGUGGGUUACGGCGUGUGUGCUGGUCUAGGAGAAUCUGCUGCCGGAAUGUUCACCAACUCCAACUUCAUAGCCAAGCAAUUCGAAAAGGCUGGCGCACUUACGGGCGAUCGUUUGUGGCGUUUGCCGCUGUGGCGUUACUUUAAGCAACUUAUAACCCCUCAACUCACCUAUGACAUCAGCAAUAGGGGGCUUGGCCCUGCCUCUAGCUGCAUUGCUGCCGCCGUGUUGCACGAAUUGGUUCCCUGUGCGGAUUGGGCCCAUAUAGAUAUCAGGAAUGUUGGCAUGCUGACGCGACACAAGCCGCUGCCUUAUCUGCUCAAAGAUCGGAUGACUGGAAGACCCACCAGGACCAUUGUGCAGUUCCUAUACCAGAUGGCCUGUCCGGAGAGCAAGUGAUGUGCCGGUUAGGAUCUCCGGUUCCUGGACACUUGUGGCGAUAAGUUCGACGUUUCUUGUUUCAUUUGACUUCUGUUUUUUGUCUUGUUCCAUGACUUGUCCAAAUUUAUUGUUUAGAGUUUCCUGUGGAGCUGGGAGUUCCGGGGGAUGGUUUUACCAUGGAACUACCAAGAUUUUACUCACAUUGACUUCUCUAGAAGGUCUCCCAGUUGCACAGAAUUAAAUGGCUUGAAAAUGCAA